AGAUUUUGAUUUUUUUUUUUUUUUUUUGCAGUCUUUUUUAAGUUUCUGUGGGUUCGUUGCCGUAUUGUUUCUCGUUGUGGUCUUAACUUUCACAAAAAUGUACAAAAAAUGUAUAUUUUACCUUUUAUCAUUUCUUGUUGUAAUGUCUAAUGGGCUUGGCCGUUUCAUCUCGAAGUCCCAAAAUCAAAUGCAUGUAAUUCAACGAUUGGACGAAAAAUACGCAAAUGACGAUAUGGUUCGGUAUAGAAAACCUGGAUUAACUUUUAAGUUGAAGAAAUUUGAUUGGUCAACUUGCUCAGGACCUGAUGCUUUAGCCAAGAUUAAUGAAUUUGACGUUUCAGAACCAUUGUCAAUACCUGGGAAUGUCACUAUCACAGUUGAUUCCAUUUUAAGUGGAGACAUUACAACCCCACUGAAAGUUAUUGUACGAGUUCAAAAGAAAGUCGGGUUCCUGUGGAUUGAAGUUCCCUGUGUGGACAAUAUUGGAUCAUGUGACUAUGAAGAUUUAUGUGCAGAAAUACCUUUUCCACCUGGUGUCCCAUGUCCUGAGCCAUUUCUAUCAUUGGGCUUGCCAUGCAACUGCCCAGUAUUACAGGGAAUUUUCUUUAUCCACUUGGUUUUCACGUCCUGGGGGCUGCAGUCAGAUUGGGCACCAACAUCUUACUUUUUUUACAAUCUUCUCUUCAUGAUGGUUCUCCUGUGGGGAGUGCAUCAACAAGAAUCUGAACAACCAAUUGUUAUGGCUUUCUACUUUGACAUCGUUUGUUUCGUUUUGGAUAUUGUCAAUGUCGGUGUUUUUUUCCCUUCAAGAUCAGGAUCAACUUCAAGACGCUUUAGUGCUGGAAUGGCUAUCGUGAAUAUGCUGUUGCGUCCUGUAACCGCUUUUUUCCUGUACAAGAUUCUGGGUGAAAGGAAUGCUCUCUAUGGUGGAUCUGUAUAUCGAGAAAGCCAUCUGGCAGAUAUAUUCAGUCAACCGAACAUUCGCCAAGGACGGUAUCAAGAUAUGGGUCAGGUUGCAGCCCCAUCACAAGAGAUUCGUCCAGCUGCUCCAUCUUCAGACAACUUAAACACCGUGCCGAAAGUCUGAUUGCUUCCAGAAUGAAAAUAUUCUUUAAAACAAGGGUUAACAGUAUUCUUCCGUCAUCUUCUCACGUAACACUUUUUCAGGAUACCCGUAAUUUAGUUCAUCUGUGCGUGUCAUUUCACAGUCUCUAGUCAUAACUGUAGCAGUUGCCCAUCCCAGUAUUACCACUCAUUUGAGUAUCCCGGGCCACAUCGCGUUUUCUCUUCCUUCAAGACUAUAGAUCAUCUUAUCAUGCAUCUAGAAUAUCAAAUUACGAUUAUCAAAUAACCUGACACUGUACGCUGUUUCUGUAUGGAAGAUCAAG
Molecule: messenger RNA, 1388 nt
Organism: Daphnia carinata
Lineage: Eukaryota; Metazoa; Arthropoda; Branchiopoda; Diplostraca; Daphniidae
Exons: 6
Coding region: 98-1087 (329 amino acids)
Biological process (GO): angiotensin-activated signaling pathway
Cellular component (GO): plasma membrane
Source: RefSeq, a predicted model, not a curated record